Dicentrarchus labrax (European seabass) is the source of this 3974-nucleotide messenger RNA. It is a transcript of the gene sp3a, whose product is annotated as sp3a transcription factor. Gene Ontology annotation, molecular function: RNA polymerase II cis-regulatory region sequence-specific DNA binding; DNA-binding transcription factor activity, RNA polymerase II-specific. NCBI's taxonomy places the organism in Eukaryota, Metazoa, Chordata, Actinopteri, Moronidae. The record is from RefSeq and is a predicted model, not a curated record. The coding region runs from base 167 to 2299 and encodes 710 amino acids. The transcript has 7 exons. Gene Ontology annotation, biological process: regulation of transcription by RNA polymerase II.
ACAGUGGAGGCCCCACCCUUUGUGUAACCUACCGCCCGUCAAUCAAAAUAUAAAAACAUUCUGACACUUAUCAUCUGUUUCUGCGCGCAAACAAUCAACUCAAUCAGCUGAUCAUGUCCGGUGGCUGCUGACCAUCAGGACUCUUCGUGUCACGACGAGUCACGCAAUGACCGCCCCAGAACAGCGGAUGAAAUCAGAGGAUAUGGCAGCCUUGGACGUGGACAGCAGUCAAAGCGACUUCCUGCAGCAGCAGCAGGAGGUGGAGGGGGGGGGCAGGGGCAAUCAGGACACUCAGCCAUCACCCCUCGACCUGCUCGCAACCACCUGCACUAAGGUUGGCUCACCGGCGUCAGAGGUGGACAGAGGUGCUGCCGCUGAUGUGACAUCAGAUCCAUCUACGCAGCUUACUGGGACUGAUAAAUGGGAGGUUUUAACCCCCACAUCAGCAAAGGAUGAAUGUGGAAUGAUACAGAUCCAAAGUCAAGGAAUAUUAACUUCAAAUGGACAGUAUGUUCUUCCUCUCCAGAACUUACAGAGUCAGCCGAUCUUUGUGACGUCGGGAACGGACGCCUCGUCUGCCAGUUCAGUGCCUAACAUUCAGUACCAAGUAAUUCCUCAGAUUCAGACCGCAGAUGGACAUCUGAGCUUCUCCACUUCCGGCGUGGAGGGAGCGACUCUGACUCAGGAUGCCACGGGGCAGAUACAGAUCUUGCCAGAUGGUAGCCAGAGUCUCAGUGUGACGUCAGCUGCAAACAUCCUUAAUAACAACCAGAACCUCAUAUCACAGACUGGUAAUGUCCAGCAGAUCCAGGGGGUUUCUAUUGGCAGCUCCACCUUCAACAACCAGGGUCAGGUUGUUACUAAUGUGCCUGUGGGUUUGCCUGGGAACAUUACCUUUGUUCCUAUUAACAGUGUGGACUUGGACUCCCUUGGCCUGUCUGGUGCUCAGACCAUAGCAACAGGGGUCACUGCUGAUGGCCAGCUAAUUAUGGCGAGUCAGCCUGUGGAUGGCUCUGAGAGUCUGGCGAAGACAGAUAAUCACCUCUCACAGACACUACAAGUAAAUGACUCGAAUGCAAAUCCUGAGAUAUAUGUGCCAACGUCUUCCUCUCAGCUACACAUUCCAGCAAACGAAUCAGGUCUGCUGACACAAGACACUUCAUUGUCAACAGUAGCUACAGAGCAAGCCGACUCGAGUUCUGGGCUCCAGGAGGGCUUCAUCCAACAGAAUCAGGAGCAGAGCAUCCAGGUGUCCUCAGCUCAGUCCAUCAUCCAGCUGCAGCAGGUGCCUAUUCAGACCACCAACGGUCAGGUGGUCCAGUCAGGCGGGCAGGGCCUGCAAAACGUGCAGCUGAUCAACCCGGGAACCUUCAUCAUCCAAGCCCAGACGGUGACGCCGUCGGGACAGAUACAGUGGCAGACCUUUCAGGUGCAGGGGGUGCAGAACUUGCAGAACCUCCAGCUGCCCACAACACCACCCCAACAGAUAACCCUGGCUCCAGUCCAGACCCUGUCGCUGGGUUCCAGUCCAGUCAGCAUCAGCACGGGACAGAUCCCCAACCUGCAAACAGUGACGGUCAACUCAGUGGCCCAACAUGAAAGAGACGGAGACAACCCUGGAGACAUUCAGAUAAAAGAAGAGCCAGACUCUGGAGACUGGCAGCUGAGCACCGACUCCACCCUGAACACAAGCGAUCUGUCUCACCUCCGCGUCCAGCUGGUGGAUGAGGAGGAUCAGUUGGGUCAGGAGGGCAAAAGGCUGCGCAGAGUGGCGUGUACUUGCCCCAACUGUAAAGAGUCAGGUGGGAGAGGAUCCGGCACGGGGAAGAAGAAGCAGCACAUCUGCCACAUUGCAGGCUGCGGGAAAGUAUAUGGAAAGACAUCGCACCUGCGAGCACACCUGCGCUGGCAUUCAGGGGAGCGACCUUUUGUUUGCAGCUGGAUGUUCUGUGGGAAGAGGUUCACACGCAGCGACGAGCUGCAGAGACACAGGAGAACACACACAGGAGAGAAGAAGUUUGUCUGCCCAGAAUGUUCCAAGCGCUUCAUGCGGAGCGACCACCUGGCAAAGCACAUUAAAACUCAUCAGAACAAAAAAGGCGUGAACUCUGGCGGCGCUGUGGUGGCCUCGAUGGAAUCCGCGGGGUCCUCAGACAGUAUCAUCACCACGGCAGGCGGGACCACCCUCAUCCUCACCAACAUCCAGCAGGGUUCCAGCAACGCCCAGGACAUCCUGGCCAACGCAGAGAUCCCUCUCCAGCUUGUCACCACGGUAGCGGCCAGCGAAGUCAUGGAGUGAUUUACACUCCGCUUAUGAACUUCUACAACCUCUUUCAUACUGUAUACUCCUACCUGCAUUUUUAUUCAAGUUUUGAAGAAAGCUAAAAUUAUAAAUAUAUAUAUAUAUAUAUUUUAACACGGAAAUAGUCAAUCCAUGUGAGUACUCAGUUUUUACCGAGGAAAAACUAGUAGUGGAGACUAAAAGAAGAUAAUGGUGGAAAAAGACAUUGCAGUAAACACACAAGGAAAUGCCUUAUUUUGUACAAUAUUAUGUCGGAAAGGUAGGAUGCCAUUUUGCUUUGAAUCUACUUAUUUUUUGUUAUGUUGUGUUUUUCACAAAAAAUGAUUGGUAAGUUGAGCAAUUUUCUCCUCGCCUUUUCUUUGAUGGUAUAUUCUUAUGAUGUCUCUGGUAAGCAAGGUUUGUUCCGUAUUCCUUUGAGCGAAAGACUAAAUCUCACAACAGAGCUAAUUUUAUCCAGCUGAAGUAAUGUUAUUGCUUACGUCCAUGCGAAUUUACUCAUUUUUUGUUUCUAAAUAUUAUGCAUCUUUUUUCUCUCUGUUGCAGUCGGUCUGCUUGCAACUUAGGAAGCCCUCCUUCUUCCUUUUUUUUUUUUUUUAAACUUUGCUCACACCUACUACAUUUUGCAGGUGAAAAAUCAAAACAAUCAAAAUUUUGUAUUGUAAAUCCUCUUUAACAUAUACUGUUGAUAUGAUACACAUUAUUUGCUUAUUAAAUAUUUUGACUGAACAGCUAUUUAUAUUGGGCUUUACAUAGGAAAAGCAUUUGUGAUAUUAGAAGUCCCAAAUAUUUCAAAUGGCUUCAUUAUAUGUAAUUCAGAUGUGUUUUUGUAAAACCUUUUUCGGAGGACUUCAAAACAAAAAACAUGCAUUGUGAUAUGAAGAAGAAAAAAGCCAUUUUUUGGAGGUAAUUGCCAAAUUUGACUACAAACUCAGGGUGACUUGUGACUGUGUGAUAUAAGUAGAGUAAAUCACCCCUGUAGCUUCUCGGGCCAUGGUGGGGUGUUGUGAAGAAAUGUUAUUUGAUGGACCAAAAGCUGAGGUGAAUUAAGCUGUCACCAUGUUACCUAUGCUGGUUGAAUCCUACCAUUUCUUUUUUUGUUUUGUUUUGUUUUUUUACAAUAAGGACGACCCCUGUUCAUGUUAUAGAAAACAGCUUUGCAGAAUUGUUGACCUCCAUCAGUCCUAUCACGCAGUUGGAAAAAAAAAUCAGUGUAUUACUGAAAGCGGUACUCUUUUUAACAGCACUGUUCUCAUCACUUUCAUCUUGUUGUUAAUCCUUUUGUAUGAAAAAAAUGUUUUGUAUACUUCCCAAGAAACUGUCCUUUAUAUUCAUUGUCAGUAAAUGUACAAUGUUUCUGUCUUUGUGUUGACACGUUUUCUUUCACUGUAUGUUGCAUUUCCCUGUUCCAUGUUAUUAUGUGUUUUUAUUUUAUCUCUGAACUCCAAAUGUUGAAUUGUUAAAUUGAAUACACAUACGCACUGAACAGUGAAUUAUGGUGGCAUAUUUGAUUUGGUUAUACUUACCCUCUGAGUCAGAUAGCAAGGUGCUACUGAAACAUUCGAAGAGCAUCUUUAUAUUGUGUACUAAACACUGAAGGUUUAUUCUCACUUCAAAAUCUUCUGUAUAAAUAUGUCAAUAUAACAUCAAUAUAAACCUUUCUGUUACACAUGAA